This is a messenger RNA of Rhinolophus ferrumequinum (greater horseshoe bat), 854 nucleotides long. RefSeq names its product G protein-coupled receptor 15 ligand (gene GPR15LG). Bases 150 to 530 code for a protein of 126 amino acids. The transcript has 3 exons. The record is from RefSeq and is a predicted model, not a curated record. NCBI's taxonomy places the organism in Eukaryota, Metazoa, Chordata, Mammalia, Chiroptera, Rhinolophidae. Gene Ontology annotation, molecular function: G protein-coupled receptor binding.
UGGCAGGAGUUUCCUGUUCUGACCACAGAGGCCAGCGCUGGGAGCUCCCUGGGCUGGGCCUUUACAGCUCUGUGUUACAGUUCACGAAAUGCUCUCAACUUCUCAAAAAGCUGUUUUUUUCCUCUUGGGAGGGGCUGACUCUACCCUAAAUGAGAAUUUCAAGGUUGCCACUGCCCUGCCCAUCUGGAAACACCUCUCGCGUCACUCUAUACCUAUCCGGGUGGCCCCAAGGGAGGACUUGUACUCCGGCUGCCUCCCCAAGACACCAGACCCAGCCCGCCACCAUGAGGUUUCUAGUUCUCUCCAGUCUGCUCUGCAUCUUGCUUCUCUGCUUCUCCAUCUCAUCCGUGGAAGGAAAACGGCACCGUAGGCAUCCUGCCAAGCCCUUCAAAGGCAAGCUCUGCUGUUCCCAACAUCCCAGCCCUGUCCUGAAGACCCAGAACGGACGCCUCAGGAAGACCUGCAGACCAUGCAAGACCAAGUCAGAGUCUCACUUUUGGGUGGUGCCUGGAGCGCUCCCACAGGUGUAGUGUUUCUAACACAAAGUUCAGUCCCUGCCACACCAAAAGCUUCAGGUUCCCCCAGGAUUCUCCCCUGGAACCUGGGGAGAUGCCUCAAGUGCUGACCUAAGGAAGCCUCUGCCCAUGAAUCCGCAGUCUCCUCUCUUAGAGACACAACAAUUCUUGCCAGGAGCGUUGGAUUGUUCUAUGCUGCUUCCUCAGAAAAGGCUGAACCAGAAUCAUCUGAAAACUACAACAUAGAUUCAACAGAGCUUGGAAUGCCUGCCCUGCUGUGUAACCUUGCCCCUCUGGGUUCACGGUGGCUUCAGAGAUAUAAAAUCCAUUUAAAAAAAA